This is a messenger RNA of Camellia sinensis, 783 nucleotides long. The record is from RefSeq and is a predicted model, not a curated record. Lineage: Eukaryota; Viridiplantae; Streptophyta; Magnoliopsida; Ericales; Theaceae.
AUGGAUCAAGCAUUGAAUCCUACUUCCAUUAAUAGUUACUUGUCUGGUAUUGAAGCUUUGAGUGGAACUAAUUUUAAGAAAUGGAAGGAACAAAUUGGAAUUGUUUUGGGAAUUAUAGAUUUAGACUAUGCAUUAAGAAAGCCAGCUCCUACAAAGCCUAAUGAUACAAGUUCUAAGGAACACAUGGCUUUAUAUGAAAAAUGGGAACGCUCUAAUCGCUUAAGUCUAAUGAUAAUGAAAGGCUCAAUUACGCCUGCAAUUCAAGGGGCAAUUCCUGUUUCUGAAAGUGCAGUGAGCUAUAUGAAAUCUAUUGAAGAACAAUUCAUUGGAACUUCCAAAUCCCUUGCUAGUACUCUCAUGAUUAAAAUGAUGACAAUGAAACAUGAUGGUUUGAGUGGUGUUCGUGAACAUAUCUUAAAGAUGAAUGACAUGGUCGCUCAAUUAAAGGGAAUGGACAUGGAAAUUUCUGAAGGUUUUCUUGUUCAUUUCAUUAUGACUUCUCUUCCUGCACAAUUUGGUCCUUUUAAGAUCAAUUAUAAUACGCAGAAAGAUAAGUGGAAGAUGAGCGAGUUAAUUGCCAUGUGUGUUCAAGAAGAAGAGAGGCUUAAAGCUGAAAAGCCUGAUAUGGCUCACCUUACCAGUUUGGGCCCCCCAUGUGUGUUCAAGAAGAAGAGAGGCUUAAAGCUGAAAAGCCUGAUAUGGCUCACCUUACCACUUUGGGCCCCUAAAUGCUGGUAUGAUCGCACCCCUUUUGCCCAUUCUUUUCCCUUUUACAAACUUUAG